Salvelinus sp. IW2-2015 is the source of this 1797-nucleotide messenger RNA. RefSeq names its product N-acylneuraminate cytidylyltransferase. NCBI's taxonomy places the organism in Eukaryota, Metazoa, Chordata, Actinopteri, Salmoniformes, Salmonidae. Gene Ontology annotation, molecular function: N-acylneuraminate cytidylyltransferase activity. The record is from RefSeq and is a predicted model, not a curated record.
AUGGCUGCUGCAAGAAAACGUACGCUAUCUGGAUUUGAAGAUGUGAUAGACGGGAAAACAAAGAUUUUCAAAGACAGCGGCAGGAAGAUACACAUUGCAGCUCUGAUCCUAGCUAGGGGAGGCAGUAAGGGGAUCCCCCUGAAGAAUAUCAAAGUUCUCGCCGGUGUCCCGCUCAUUGGAUGGGUUCUGAGAGCUGCCGUGGAUUCCAAACAGUUUGACAGUGUGUGGGUAUCGACUGAUCAUGAUGACAUUGAGAAGGUGGCCAAGGCAUGGGGAGCUCAGGUUCACCGCAGGAGCCCAGAGGUGUCCAAAGACUCUUCCAGCUCUCUCGACACUAUCCAGGAAUUUGCCCGAUUAAACCCAGAGGUGAAGGUGAUCUGUCACAUCCAGGCUACGUCUCCCUGCUUGCACCCCUUCCACCUGAAGGAGGCCCUGGAGUUGAUCACCAAUCAGGGCUUCACGUCUGUCUUCGCCGUGGCCCGACAACACCACUUCCGCUGGCAGGAGGUCAAGAAAGGAGGUAGUGUAGCCACCAAGCCACUGAACCUUGACCCGUCUAACAGGCCCCGGAGACAGGACUGGGAUGGAGAGCUGUGUGAGAACGGAUCUUUCUACAUUCAUACCAGAGCGACAAUAGAGGAAGGCCUGCAGGGGGGAAAGUGGGCUUACUAUGAGAUGCUGCCAGAGUACAGUGUGGAUAUUGAUGUGGAUAUCGAUUGGCCCGUGGCAGAACAGAGAGUACUGAGGUUUGGUUACUUUGGCCUGGACAAGCCUGAGGUGGUGCGUCUGCUGCUGUGUAACAUCUCAGGCUGUCUGACGGACGGCCGCGUCCUCAUCUCUGUCUCUGGAGAGGAGAUGAUCUCUGUCAACACCAGAGAUACCAUGGGUAUCCGCAUGCUGCAGAGAGAGGGGGUGGAGGUGAUCCUGAUCUCGUCCAGUGAGGACCUGACCAAGGCCUUGGCUGACAAGCUGUCCCAGAGGACGGGCUGCGAGGUCAGACAGCUGGGCAAGGACAUCCAGGGUGAGGCCAAAGCCAUGAUGGACGACAGGGAUCUGGACUGGAAGGAAGUCGCCUAUAUGGGUAACGAUGCACCAGAUGUUGACUGUCUGAACCUGGCUGGGCUGAGUGCAGUACCCCGGGAUGCCCCAGUGGUAGCAAUCAAUGCUGCUAAAUACUCCUGCCACAAUGUUGCAGGCCUCGGGGCUGUGAGGGAGUUUUCUGAACACAUCCUGCUGCUCAAGAAGAAGGCCAAGUCUCAGAUGGAACAGGACCGCAUCCACAGACAUGCAUUCUAAACUCUAGAAUGUGCUCUAACUCUAAUCUGGCUCAGAUAUGUUCGAAACAAAGAGUUGCAUUCUUGAAGCCUGAGUGCCAGUCUGUUUUUGCUCGCUUGCCAGCUCCUUGUCACUCCAAACAUAUUUGGCAUUACAAUUCCAAAAAGAGUUAACUAGAGAGCAGAAACAGACUGGCACUCAGGCUAUUUUAUUCUAGACUAUCAGACAAACCUAAACUCAUGCCUGUGCUAAAGAUUAGGCUAAAUGACCUUGAAGCUUAUUGACAAUUCUCAAUACUUUCUCUGGAGUAUUUACUCACUUUCAGGCACUUAGCUCAGGCUGAGGUGUUUUUUUACAGGUUGUCAGAUCGAGGUAGUUUUGGUUUUACAACUAUAUAAACUUGAAUGCUUAUUGGAUUUAAUCAUAUUUGUGUAGGAGGAUGUGGCGAAAGUGAAUAACACCUUAUAAACUCAGCAAAAAAAAGGAACGUCCUCUCACUGUCAACUGCGUUUAUUUUCAGCA